AUGGUGGGGAUCAGGGCUGCGCAGAAGGCGAGUAGUACAAGCCAUAGCAGCAUCUUUGCGUCAAUCGGGAGAGCCGUGCGCUGUUGCUCAAAUUUCGGAAUUCGCUUCUUUUUUGUGACAGCUGCUUUCACCCUUCGCUCGAGCCUCUUCGUCGUCAUCACCAUCACCCAUAUCACACGGCAUCAUCGAACAUCGCUCAAGAUGCGCAUGCUCUCCGAACAAGAAGCUAACGAGAUCGAAGUCACAUGGGAAGAUCAACAAUCCAUCAACGCCUUCUCCCGACUCAACUCCACCUACUCCGACCUUCUCGAAGACCUUCGCUUGCGUCGCGAGGAACGAGAAUCCCUCGACGAUCUCUCCCUUGAACUCGAACUCGCCGACGAAGAUGAAGCGGUCCUCUACAAGAUUGCCGAUACAUUUGUCAGCCUACCCCACGAGCAAGCUAUGGAAAGACUAGAGAGCGACAAGGAACACGCAGACGGGGAGAUUGAGAAGCUACAGAGCGAAGCCGACAGGUAUGAGGAGGAGAUGAAAGGAUUGAAGGUGAAAUUGUACGCCAAGUUUGGCGAUAACAUAAGUAAGUGGUCAGAGCACAUCGGACACGACAUAAAGAAGCAAGCUGACACAAUGAUCUCUUCGACUUUGAUGCAGACCUCGAAAGAGAUUAGCUCCGACUUCAAACUCAACCUCACAAUUAUUUCUUGUACUUGUACCCUCACCAACCAUCACAAUCCAAAACCUGCUUUCCACCUUUCAAGCACAUCCACAGAAACCAGCCCCAACCACAUCAUAGCCUCCAAACCGCAUUUGCAACACACACUUUGA
Messenger RNA from Pseudozyma hubeiensis SY62, 825 nucleotides. RefSeq names its product prefoldin. The record is from RefSeq and is a predicted model, not a curated record. The transcript has 3 exons. Gene Ontology annotation, biological process: protein folding. Lineage: Eukaryota; Fungi; Basidiomycota; Ustilaginomycetes; Ustilaginales; Ustilaginaceae. Gene Ontology annotation, cellular component: prefoldin complex; cytoplasm. The coding region runs from base 1 to 825 and encodes 274 amino acids.